Ornithodoros turicata is the source of this 1847-nucleotide messenger RNA. RefSeq lists its product as uncharacterized. Bases 6 to 1835 code for a protein of 609 amino acids. NCBI's taxonomy places the organism in Eukaryota, Metazoa, Arthropoda, Arachnida, Ixodida, Argasidae. The record is from RefSeq and is a predicted model, not a curated record. The transcript has 6 exons.
UUGGCAUGCUACGCCUUCUGUUCUUAAUGACCCUCGUAUUUCGCUGCCAGUCGAUGUUAUUACUUGUUGAGCUCGGAGACACAGCUUCGAUUCCUUGCGGAGACACACUGCCUCUACCACACGAGAACCGCACGGACAUUGGCGUGGCAAACUUCGCAGUCGAGUGGCGGAAUUCCUCGGGCUUCGCGGUGAACGACGAAACGGUGGACGCCUUCUCCGGUCUCCUUCGAAUCCCCAGCGUAGGGUUCGCUGAUUCCGGAAACUACACUUGCACCACUCAGGUCCCCGAUGGCAUCCAGUUGCGUGUCACGCAGUUUUCCCACAUUUUGCAAGUUUACGAAGAGCCCUUGAAUGGACGCUGCCAGUGCGGGUGUCAGAUGAUAGAUGAUCUCUGCUUGGGAUGUCCUCCAGGAUACUACGGGGAAGAUGGCAAGUGCCACCCGUGUGCUAUAGGACGAUACAAUCCCUACCAUGGUGCUUCUUGCUGUCUCAAUUGCCCCGCGUUUCAUAUCACCUGGGGACAUGCUGCCACGGAAAGACUGCAGUGCUCAGGCGCUGUGCAUGACUACGUUCUCGGCUUUGGACUCCUCGCUGCUCUGGCUCUGUGUGCUCACGGAUUCUACAAGUUCUGUGGUCCCAUAUUCCUAGAAGCAGUUCGCGACUAUCUCGAAGAGGAGCCCUUGAAGCGUCCACCUCCACCACCUCUUGAGGUUCCUCACAUUUCGGAAGAACGUUUGGACAUCGAACCACCAGAUGACACUGAAAGAGGUUUCUGCGCAAGGUUCUCCACCAGGUUGUUCAAUAUUAUGAUGUCCGUCCUUCCCAACUACAGUCGUCGCCAUUACGUUCCUCUGCAGGACAAAGAGUCUCCUUCAAACUCCUCAUCUCCACCUUCGUUCGAACGGACGGACGACUCUACAAUAUGUGUCACAGAUGAAGAGGACGACGACCAACAACGUCAUGACAUUGACGCUCCUUACGUGUCCCCACCUAUCGUUGUACAUCCUAUUCCCACUCCCAAAGAACCUCCUUCGAAAGAAACGGUAGACGCCACAGAGUGGCAAGAUUAUUCAGUGGCUUUGACCAGUGGACUUCCUGAAGAUAACGUGUCACGCUCAAAUUACAGAGUUCGAGUAAGGAACGCGGGCGUUCUAUCAAUAGACAAUGCGAGUGUGGAACGCGGAGCGACGUCAUCACUUACUCUGUCUGACCGCAGUGACAGUCUUGUAGACUUUGACGCGGAAGAUAUUUUGGGAGCGACAUCACGAUCGAGCAUUUUUCCAUAUAUUGCACCCUCAAAGGAGCGCUCUCUAAGCGAAUUUAUAUCGUCCACAUCGCCACCUAGAGUCUCGUGCCUGACAUCACCCCGCACGGCUUUGUCAGCAUCACUCGAAAUGCUGGAACUUCCCGAAAAUUUGUCCAUGUCGCGCGCUGAUCGCCGUCGAGAAACCAGCGAUGAACCGACGACACGGUCUCGUUAUCCUGUGCAGGGCCAGGACGAAAGAACGGCCUCAUCAGAAAACCGGUCGUUUCAUUCAUUUGAAGAAUCUAGUUUCCCACUGGAGCUACGAAGCUUCCCGUCUUCUUCUUCCGAGACACCUCCUCUUUCACCUUGGCAGGAUAGCAGUAAAAGCACGGCGAAGGACGCGCUAUCGAAGAGUGACGGUGAACGAGGUGUCCCUCCAUCGUCCACUUUGAAACUUUUACCUAGCGAUUGUUACGUAAUGAAGAAAUCGGCCGAUAGAAGCGAGUCUUCGAAAAGCGACACCGCUUGCAGCGUUGUCAUUGGCCACUGGACGGCGUCUGAUUUUGGUGAUGAUCGGAGCAAUAAAUAAUUCUCUGUAUGA